AUUAUACUACCUAGUAUACCUCAUUGCUAGGUACUUGCCUAGUGGUAACUAAUGAUAGGCCUACGCUUUCGCUGGGAAGAAGCCAGUCCGGCAAUGGGCCAAGAGCCUCUAGGCUGGGUUGGUAGGGAUCGUAGUUCGCUGCACGGAUGAUUGCAGUCGUUCCCUCGGUCAAUGAUAUGCGCCCGGGGGGGGGGCCUUGCUACAUAUACAGUUGGAGAGAUAAGCAGGACGCCCCAUGCUCGAUGCCCCGCUGGGCUCGCAAGAGAUUUACGGGACUAACAAGCUAAAGUGGUGGACAGUUAGACCUGCUUAGGCUAGAGGCAACAAAAUGAUACGUAGUAGCCAACUAUCUUCAUCGUUCCGCCCACCAACGGAAGGCCGAUUGGGAUUGGUCGGACGGGUAGCAAGACCGUCUCCUUACUCUGCAUCUCUAGACCUCUGCAGCCCCGUUGGUGCCAACCCGAUAUAGUACUUGCUCCCAUCGACCAUUCCCUGGGAUUACAUGGGAUUGCAUGGGAGGCCAUUUAAUACUUGAGGAUCGCCCAAAGCCACAUCCUUCGCUUCUUGCUUCCGCCUCUUUCGUCGUUCUGACUUCUUCAACAAAAACCCAAGGGACUCGGACACACGUAAAACGUCCCCUGCUAACUGUCGUCGGAAACGAAAAAUCGAAGAUUUCAAAAACUGGGCUUGUUCAUCAUGUCCCACUCGAACCAUUCCAGUUUGGUUCAGAGGUCGACGGCUUCGUCGCCCUCUGGGGACAAGGAGAAGAUGACUUACACCGACGUCGACCUCGAGCGCUCCAACACGCACAUCCGCGGUCUCGAGACCUCGGCCGAGACGUCGCUGCACCGCGGCCUCAAGGCUAGGCACAUUACUAUGAUCGCCAUCGGUGGUGCUAUCGGAACAGGUCUCAUCAUCGGUACCGGAAAGGCUCUCGCGCAAGCCGGGCCCGGGUCUAUCUUCAUCUCCUACUCGAUCGUCGGUUUCGUCGUCUACCUAGUUAUGGCCGCUCUUGGCGAGAUGGCCUCUUGGCUCCCCAUGUCUGCUGGUUUCACCGGUUACGCUUCUCGGUUCUGCGAUCCUUCGCUCGGUUUCGCGCUCGGUUGGACUUACUGGAUAAAGUAUAUCAUCGUCACACCUAAUCAGCUGACCGCCGCCGCUCUGGUUAUCCAGUUCUGGCUGCCUCGAGACCGAGUGAACCCAGGUGUCUGGAUCACCAUAUUCCUCGUCGCAAUUCUCAGCAUCAACUACUUCGGUAUCCGAUUCUUUGGUGAAUUCGAGUUCUGGCUGUCUAGUUUCAAGGUCCUCGUCAUCGUCGGCGUUAUCAUCCUUUCCCUCGUCAUCGCGGCUGGCGGUGCCGAUGGUGACCCGAGAGGAUUCCGAUACUGGCAAUCACCUGGUGCGUUCGCGCCGUACAUCGCUACCGGAUCGUGGGGCGAGUUCCUCGGCUUCUGGUCUACCAUGGUGACGGCCACCUUCGCCUACCUGGGUACCGAACUCGUCGGUGUGACGGUCGGCGAGGCCCAGAACCCGCGCAAGACCAUCCCCCGCGCCAUCAGGCUCACCUUCUACCGUAUCGUCUUCUUCUACUGCAUCAGCAUCCUGCUGAUCGGCAUGUGCGUGCCGUACGACUCCCACGACCUCGCCUUCGCCAACGGCACCUCGGGCAACGCCAACGCGUCCCCCUUCGUCGUCGCCAUCAAGCUCGCGCACAUUCCCGUGCUGGACCACAUCCUCAACGCCUGCAUCCUGCUCUUCGUCUUCUCGGCCGCCAACUCGGACCUGUACAUCGCCAGCCGCACGCUCUACGGCCUGUCGUCGGACGGCGCGGCGCCGUCCAUCUUCCGCAAGACCAACGCCAACGGCGUGCCGCUGUACUCGCUCAUCACGUCGGCGGCGUUCGCGCUGCUCGCGUACCUGAACGUGUCGGACGACUCCAAGGCCGUCUUCACCUACUUCGUCAACCUGACGACCAUCUUCGGGCUCAUGACGUGGAUCUCGAUCCUGGUGACGCACAUCUGGUUCGUGCGGGCGCGGCGCGCGCAGAACCUGACCAACGACAUGAUGCCGUACGUGGCGCCGCUCGGCAUCUACGGGUCGUACGGCGCGCUCGCCAUGUGCGUGCUCAUCGCGCUGACGAAGAACUACGACGUCUUCGUCGGCGACUGGAGCAAGAAGUACCCGACUUUCAUUACCGGAUACCUGGGCAUCCCGAUCUACCUCUGCCUCAUCGCCGGCCACAAGCUCUGGACUAAGAGCAAGGGCGUCCGCCCCCACGAGUGCGACUUCUACACCGGCAAGGACAUCAUCGACCGCGAAGAAGAAGAGUUCCUGGCCGCGAAGGCGGCGGCUAAGGCCGCUAGACCGGAGGGCUCGAAGGAUAGGGGUGUUAAGUGGUUUUAUAGGAGGUUUGUGUCUUGGCUAUUCUAAGCUUUUCUCGCGCACACAGACUCUCUCUACCUAGAGCUGAGAAACGGGACGGCUUUCUAUGUUGGGACGAAGCAAUGGAAAUGGACAUCGGAAUUGGAAAUCGGGGGCAUCUGGGGUAUGGGAGGAGCAUAUUAUUAUUAUUAUUGCUGCUUAUCAUACCGGCACUUGGAAGAUACCUUUGUUUUUUUUUU
Messenger RNA from Annulohypoxylon truncatum, 2621 nucleotides. RefSeq names its product putative amino acid permease. Gene Ontology annotation, biological process: amino acid transmembrane transport. Lineage: Eukaryota; Fungi; Ascomycota; Sordariomycetes; Xylariales; Hypoxylaceae. The transcript has 4 exons. Gene Ontology annotation, cellular component: membrane. Bases 697 to 2430 code for a protein of 577 amino acids. The record is from RefSeq and is a predicted model, not a curated record. Gene Ontology annotation, molecular function: amino acid transmembrane transporter activity.